Messenger RNA from Strongylocentrotus purpuratus (purple sea urchin), 727 nucleotides. RefSeq lists its product as uncharacterized. Bases 230 to 727 code for a protein of 165 amino acids. NCBI's taxonomy places the organism in Eukaryota, Metazoa, Echinodermata, Echinoidea, Camarodonta, Strongylocentrotidae. The transcript is spliced from 2 exons. The record is from RefSeq and is a predicted model, not a curated record.
UUUCGCGUGACCAUGUACAGCAAAUCGUAUUAUUAAAAUAGAGAGGAACACCUUUUGGAGGCCAUAUUACUGGAAUGUUCUCUACUAAUCGCUGUUUUUUAUUCAAUUUGCCUGCAUUUUGCUUCGUGAGUGAUGUCCCUUCUUUAUGACUGUUGCAAGCAAAGGAACAUUGAUGCACUGUGAUCCAAUGACAUGUUCGGAGACCACGGGGGCAACUGAUUAGUUUGAGAUGGAAGUGAUAUUCUGGGGCUUGGCCCUCGAACACAUAAUCCUCAUUGGACUAUCUUUAGGACUCAACCUAAUUCUGCUCUUAACAUGUAUCUAUCUAUGUUGUCGAAUCCGAAGACGUGAGGGGAACACGAAAGACACGGACAUGACGAACAUGAACGAUAAUGAACUCGGCCACGACUACGAAAGAACCGUGAUACCGAGCCGCGCGACAUCAAUGGUCAGCGUCACGGGUGACUACGCGGUCCCAAUGGAAACAGUGGAUGGCAUGGUCAACGCUGCUCCGAGCAAGCCACCGAGAGGAGACGACUUGAAUAAUGAUUCCGAAUCGGAUGUCGAGUACGUGUAUGCGGAGCCACGAGUGUACCCUGCUGCGCCGAGCAAGGAUAAGCCUUGGCUUCAGAAUCAACGCAGUUUCCCAUUUAGGCAGAAAAGGAAUGGAUUCCAAUCGGGUACCCCAAAGCCUGUGUAUGCGAACACACUUGAUAAUAGAGCCUAG